UUUUCGUUGCAAAACGCAACUGUUUGGACUAAUGAUCACACCCCUUGUAUAAAAAGUCCAGCAACAGGCCAUUUUAGCAGACAUAAGCGUGGUUGACGUCUACAAGGAAAAUGUCUGGAAGUAAGUUCUACCACCUGACAGCAAAGCUACUUUCAGGAGAAUUGUUGAAUUUCUCGUCGCUUGAGGGUAAAGUGGUGCUGAUCGAGAAUGUGGCGUCUCUCUGAGGUACGACCACCAGGGAUUACACCCAGAUGAACGAGCUCCAUGAACGGUACACCGACAAGGGGCUCGUGAUUCUGGGGGUGCCCUGCAAUCAAUUCGGACAUCAGGUAAGGCUGGGGGUGAUGGAUUUCUCAACUCUUAAUAUAGGGUAAUAACUAUUAUUUCUGAUCAUAGCUCAUCAUCAAUGCAAACUUGCAAGGUGCAGACCAGUCUCUACUCUGACCGGUUGGCAGGUGGAGUGUGGUGGGCAGGUGGAGCACAAAUUAAACUGUUCUUGCUGUUGUUCAAUUAACGUGUGUGUGUGUGACCUGUGCCUAUUUGGACAUUGUCCCACGCCAGAUUCUAUAUUCCUCAAUCCCAAAUGAAGGGGAAAGAACAUGUGGGUUUCUUUCACGUUUAUUGAGGGUUCUGGUUAUGACUUUGGACAAGGGACUCAUUUUGAUAGACCACUUGAGGUCAAACAUCAAACUUUGCCUGUACAUGUUACAUUCUUCCCACAAUCUACUCCUGCAGGAGAACUGCAAUAACGAAGAGAUUCGGAUGUCCUUGAAGUAUGUCCGUCCGGGAAAUGGCUUUGAGCCCAAGUUCCAGCUCCUUGAGAAAGUGGAUGUGAACGGGAAGGACGCCCACCCCCUGUUUGUGUACCUAAAGGAGAAGCUGCCGUUCCCAAGCGACGAGCCCAUGGCCUUAAUGAAUGACCCCAAGUGCAUCAUCUGGAGUCCCGUUGGCAGGAAUGACAUCGCCUGGAACUUUGAGAAGUUUCUCAUCGGGCCAGACGGAGAGCCAUUCAAGCGCUACAGCAGGAGAUUCCUGACCAGCAACGUUGAGGGUGACAUCAAGAAGCUUCUCAACAUGGCAAACUAAACCGUCCAAGUGUUGUUCACACAGAGGCAAUGGUGGGGAGUAGAAAUCAUGCCAAUAUGGGUGUGAUUUGCAUUUCUAAGUAUAAAGUAUUGUCACACCUUGCAAGUAUGGUCACACCUUGGAAAAUGUCCUUGGCUGUAACUCAAAAGGCAACAACUGGACUUUCAACAGUUUACCGUUCAAUAAAUACUAACUCCUCCUCACAAGCUCUGUGUGACCGCAGCACAGCACCCAUUAUCUUUUCAAAUCAUGUGCCGUGCUCUCAUGUGCAAAAUGUUGCUGUGUUCUGAACUUUUAUUAAAUGAAGCCAUCCUUUGAAACCACAUCUUUUGUGAGGGGGAUAUCUGAUGAAAUAUAAAAGUCUUAACAUAACAGUUGCAUUGGGCCCAUGUAAAGCAUGACCGUGUCUUAAAGUUGACCAAAUAAAUAUUUUUUACUAAGAAUCUUUGUAUUUAUUCUUGUCUCAGUCUGCAUUGUAUUUUACAGGAGUUUGGUGUGCGUAAUGCUCAGGUCCAAUGUGAACGUCUGGCUAAAAUGUGGUGUAGGGUGAGGUUGCCCUUAGAUG
Messenger RNA from Coregonus sp. 'balchen', 1651 nucleotides. The record is from the annotation of a GenBank genome assembly. NCBI's taxonomy places the organism in Eukaryota, Metazoa, Chordata, Actinopteri, Salmoniformes, Salmonidae.